CACAGUGUCCGAGUCUCGGUCAGAUCUGCAGCCAUGAACGACGUGAAGCUAGCUCUGCUGGGCAGCGAGGGUGCUGGGAAAUCAGCGGUUUUGGUGAGAUUCCUGACCAAGCGCUUCAUUGGAGAAUAUGCCUCAAAUGCAAAUUCGUUAUACCAGAAAAGGCUCUCGAUCGAUGGCAGACAGUUGAACUUGGAGGUCUUUGAUCCGUGCUCACAGAACGUGGAGAGUAGAUGCAUCCUGGAGGAACCGGUGGACUGGGCAGAUGGCUUUGUGGUGGUGUACACCAUCAGCGACCGCAUGUCUUUCCUCAACGCUAAAAACAUCCUGCAGCAGAUCAGAGAGAGCCGUCGAGAGACCUGUAAAGGAGACAUGGACGUCCCCGUCUGUCUGGUGGGGAAUAAGCAGGACCUGUGUCACAGCCGCCAGGUGAGCGAGGAAGAGGGGCGUUCUCUCGCCCUGGAGCACAGGUGCAUCUUUCAGGAAGUGUCUGCUGCUGAGAACUACCUGGACAUCGCCAACCUCUUCACCAGACUCAUACGACACGUGAUGGAACACAUGAAGCACAGAUCGGAGCGCCGGCGCUACAGCGGCUCCAAAUCCAUGGUCAAGCUCAUCAACAACGUGUUCGGGAAGAGGAGGAAGUCCGUCUGAAGCGUUCUACUGUGAAACAACACGGGAACCUUCAGACUGUUUGGAGUCUGGAAUGUUUCCUAGAACCUAGUCAUGAGAACUGAUCUGACGAGAGGAACCCAGACAGCACUUCCCACAUUCUUCCAAACGUUCGAGCCAUUAAAGCUUCUUCGGUUCUUCCUCUAGGUUAAAGGUGUUGUGUCGUAACAGACAGAGAACAAAUACCAAGUAGAACCUUUUAGGAAGCAAAGAUCCCCUAAUUAUCCAACAAAACCUUACAGAACCACCAAAGAACCUGGGAGAGAGUGUACAAGUACCAAGGGGUUAAAUAUUCAACUCCUCACAGGUUCUAGGAAAUAAGAAGAAAAUAAUCAGCAAUGAUUUGGAGUUUGUACCGAACACUUACCCACUUAAUACACACACUCUUAAAAAAGGUUCUUUACGGGUUCUUUACAGGUUCGUCGUUAAAUUCAGACAGAGAAAACUUUGACCUUGAACCUUCCAGAUCCAGAAGGAGAACCGAAGAACCCUUACGAACCCUUUUGAUCUUAUAGGCGUGUAUGAUGCUGAAUCUCUGGCACGACGGACGUUCACAGCAAACAGAAUGUAAACAUCUAACUGAAGUUUAUUUUAAAGCAGCAACAUUUAUUCAUAAAUCCUUUGAACUUCAUGACGACCCGAGAUACAGAAGGUUUAUUUUCUUCCACGCUUCAAACUGUGGAUUUAUAGAAAUCCGUCUGGAGACGUGGAGAAGAUUCACCACAAUACAGCUCAUGCACAGUGACGUUCAGUCUGGAUUCUCAUCCGGGGUAGAAAUGAUAAGACUUAGAAAAUCUAAAAAAUAAACAUUUCUGGACAAACAAACAAACAAACAAACAAACAAACAAAGAGUCUCUGGCGUAGGAGAUUAUCAUUAGGUACAGAUAUUAAUCUGUAAACUGUUCCAUGUUCAGAAUUGAUUUGAAUCUCAUUCAGAAGACUUCUAAACUAAACCAAAUAUCUGAACUGAACAAUGAAUGAAUGAAUGAAUGAAUAAACUGUGUGUACCGUUAUAUCUGUGUGUACCGUUAUAUCUGUGUGUACCGUUAUAUCUGUGUGUACCGUUUAAUAAAAAUGAUGUGUAGUAUAAAAAAAUGAAUAAAUGGUGUAAUCUGCAGUGAUUUAUGUGGUUAAUAUUUAAUCCUUGAAAGCACAGUGGACAUUACGGCUCUUUAUUUCUCACUCAGUUUAGUGAUUCACUUUGAAGUUGUCCUUUUUAAAAUAAAUCCUGUUAAUGUGGGGAUUAAGGUGUUAAAGGAUGGAAUUAUAUCACGGAUUCAACUGCAGUUUGGACAAAAAGUUUUUGGGGCCUUCUGAGGUUCUUCAUCACAGCAUGUUUCAUACGCUUCCAUACUAAUAUAAACAAAAAUAGAUUAUAUAUUGAACACAAAUAAAUGGUCUACUGCCAACAUAAAACCAUAGUCUUAGUAAAUAAGACAAAACAAACAAACAAACAAACAGCAAACACUGUACAUUUCCUAUUGAGGAUCAGUCAGAUAUCCUCACUUAAUAAAAAUAUAUUCUUAUAUAUAUAUAAAAUGAUCAUGUGAACACAUGCGCGCACACACAC
Messenger RNA from Ictalurus furcatus (blue catfish), 2239 nucleotides. It is a transcript of the gene rerglb, whose product is annotated as RERG/RAS-like b. Gene Ontology annotation, molecular function: GTPase activity; GTP binding. NCBI's taxonomy places the organism in Eukaryota, Metazoa, Chordata, Actinopteri, Siluriformes, Ictaluridae. The coding region runs from base 34 to 651 and encodes 205 amino acids. The record is from RefSeq and is a predicted model, not a curated record. The transcript is spliced from 5 exons.